AUGGAUCGAAAAUCACGUACAUCUCGCUCUGCAAACCUGGAUGAUACAAAUGAAGAAGUCAACCUGUGGAAACAGAUAUGCAUUGCGCUUGCAAAGCUGGAGCAUGUACAAAAAGAUACAGCCAACGUUGUAACUGGCAUCAAUAACAUUCACACAGCUGUGAAUAUGGAGCAAGGCAUACCAACUGUUGUUGGUAAUAAGCUCAUGGACUUUUACCGAGGUGGUAUAGACUUGUCAAACAGUGAAUCAAAAAUCAUCCACGAUAUUAUAGAAAAGGUAUCUGUUCUCAUUGCGUUACGAGAUGCAUCGGAAUACAAUCAUGUCAUUGAUGGAAAACGAAAAAAAAGGAAAGCUGAUAACGGAGACGACUCAUCAUCAUCGGCUGCUUCAGGCACUCACUCUGUUUCAUCCAAGAGAUCUAAAACACACCACAAUCUCCUGACACAUGGAACAUCUGUUGCUGCCAGGCAGCCCAAGCAAAAGGAUAAGAAUGAAGAGUGGAUUCUUGCAGUGGUCAUUAGCUACAACCACGAUAAGAACAGAUAUGAGGUGGAAGACGUAGAUCAGGACGAAUUUGGCCAAAAACAACGCUACAUGUUACAGCCCCGAAAUGUGAUUCCUAUCCCGAAUGUCGAUGAAGCUAAAGGCUUGACUGAAAUCAACACGGGGCAGGAUGUAUUAGCACUUUACCCGGGAACCACUUGUUUUUAUAGAGCUAAAGUAGCUGCUCCACCCUCCAAGAACAAAGACAUGAGCUACGGUGGGAAUUAUAAAGUGCAAUUCGAGGAUGAUAACAAUGAGUACAAAUACGUUAUGCCAGGGCACGUUUUAGAGGUGCCAAAAGUCAAAUAG
This is a messenger RNA of Mucor velutinosus, 852 nucleotides long. RefSeq lists its product as uncharacterized. The record is from RefSeq and is a predicted model, not a curated record. Lineage: Eukaryota; Fungi; Mucoromycota; Mucoromycetes; Mucorales; Mucoraceae. Gene Ontology annotation, cellular component: SAGA complex. Bases 1 to 852 code for a protein of 283 amino acids. The transcript is spliced from 8 exons.